CAUAAGAAAGCAACUCCACCCUUGCUCCGGCUGCAGGAGCAGAGAGCAGCAGCAGCAGGUCAGGUCCCGUCCUGAUUUGGAUCUAAACUCACCGAGCACCGACUGGACCGCCGUUCCUUUUCACCGCCCCAUCACCUCCCCCCCACCCCGGUCAUGCUCUCCGCGGGACUCUGCGUGUCUCUGCUGGCCGUGUCCUGCGCCGUGUGGCCGCCCGCUGUCCGGGCGGCUGCCUGCGAGCCGGUCCGGAUCCCGAUGUGCCGGUCCAUGCCGUGGAACAUGACCAAGAUGCCGAACCACCUCCACCACAGCACGCAGGACAACGCGGUGCUGGCCAUCGAGCAGUUCGAGGGGCUGCUGGGUACUGGAUGCAGUCCAGAUCUACUCUUCUUCUUGUGUGCCAUGUACGCCCCAAUCUGCACCAUCGACUUCCAGCAUGAGCCCAUCAAGCCCUGCAAGGCGGUGUGCGAGCGGGCGAAGUCCGGCUGCGAGCCGGUGAUGAAGCGGUACAACCACAGCUGGCCCGACAGCCUGGCCUGCAGCGAGCUGCCGCUGUACGACCGCGGAGUGUGCAUCUCACCUGAGGCCAUCGUCAAGGCAGACGGACCAGACCCAUACCUCCAGGACCCCUCCAGGUGUAACCCAGAAUCCAGUCCAGACUUUCCAAUGGACCCCAACAACUUUCACUGCCAGGGAGCAAAUGGAGUUCGCUGCAAAUGUAAGACGGUCAAAAUGGGACAGAAAACGUACGUGAACAACAACUAUAACUACGUCAUCAGAGCGAGGGUGAGGGAGGUUAGAAAUCGUGGCCUGGAGCCCACGGCGGUGGUGGACGUGAAGGAGGUGCUCAAGUCCUCCCUGGUCAACAUUCCUAAGGAGAUGCAGACCCUCUACUACUCCUCGUCCUGCCUGUGUCCUCCUCUCAUCGCUGGGGAGGAGUAUAUCAUCAUGGGCUACGAGAAUGAAGAAAGGUCCAGGUUGCUUCUGAUUGAUAGCUCCAUUGCGCAAAAGUGGAAGGACAAAAUGCGCAGGAAAGUCAAGAAAUGGGAUCAGGCCCUGCAGGCAUCCUCAGCAUAUUCACGCCGAAGUCGCCACUGAGAUCUCACCCUCUGUCUGAAUGCGUGUGUUGGUGUGUGUGCAUGUGUGUGUGUUUGUGUUGAUAUUGCACUAUAACAGGCUGUCGUAGCUGAAUGUAGUUCAUCUCUUCAUUUUUCAGACUGAUUGGUAUCAGAUUUUGGCCUUGUCAUUUUCUUUGCACAGACAUUAUUCAGUGUGUUUUUGUCAUUGUGUCUCUGUAUGUAUGUAUAUACAAACGAGUGGAGAGGCGGAGCUUUAAAUAUGUUGGCAAAUGCAUAAUUCUUUUUUUUUUCUUCUCUUGUUUUCGGACCAAACGUUUUUUCAAAGGCAGCCAUAUUGGCUCGAUUGCUCCCCUCCAGAUUCUGAUUUUAUAUAAUCCUGGAUGAGGCCCAAGUUACCAUGGUGAUUGACAGUGAUUGAAGUGACAGCAAAGCCAUGUGGGUUUUCUCAUAAUGGAUGUGGAACCACGAACUGGACUUCACUCAGCUUAAAGAUGAAAGAGCAUUUACCAACACGGGAACAAGAACAUCUACUGUUGCCAAAGAUUUCUGGGUUCUGGAUCGGAAACCCUCCUUUUUAGUAGACAAUAAACUUAAAUCAGCUGCUUACAAUGUGGUCAUGGUUCAUAUUGUUUAAUUUCAUGGGAAACCUUAAAGCUGAACAACCAGCUGCUCAUAAUUUACAAAGACCCAGAAACUGACGAUACAGCCCCAGACGUAGUCUCAAAUCCUAGACAGGGUGAGGUUGUUUGGUCUGUUUGGUUUUUAUUAGUUAGUUGUUUCAUUUUGUUGGUGAGUUCGACAUGCAGACUGUGUGAAUUUUAAACGGAGACCAAUUCACAGGCAACUUCUUUCGGUGUGUUUUUUAACAGUUGCCAGGGUGACAGGCCUCAGGGUAGAAAAUCUGAACCUGACUUUGAAGUUUGCACACUGCACGAACACAAAAUCUGACCAGGUGUUUUUGGUCUAGUUUCUAAUGCAGGGCUUAGUAUACUUAAAGUAAAACAAAGGUAAAUUACAAGAAACUUUUCUGCAAGAUAUGAGCUUUAUUUAGGUAAAAGAUUCCUUAAUAUUGAUUCUAAGUGGAAUUAGUAUUUUUUAAAUAUUUUAUAAGUUGUUCAUAAAUUAGUUCUCACCUGUUUCAGGUGUGUUUUUGUUUUGUCUAAUUUCACAAGAAACCAGACCAAAGAUACUGUGUAAUAAAUUCAGUGUAAUAAAGAAUUUAGCUGCUACUUGGAGCUGCGCUAACACAUCAGUGGUUUUCAACCAUCUUUAUUAACUCCAAUUUCAUUACCUUUACAUGGGAAUUUUAUUUUUUUACCUGAAACAUGUCAGUUUAAAAAAAUAUUAUCAUCCACAUGGGAUCAUUUCCAGAAAUGAUUUUAUACACAUAGAAACAUCAGGAACAGCCCCAAAUGGUGAUUUUCACUCACUGGACCUGUAAGUAAAGCUAAACAUGUAGCGUAGGACAUGCGCGUAUGGCCUCCACACAAGGUUAGCGGUAAACAUGAGAAGAAUGCGAAUAACGUAAAACAAAAACACGAGUGGAGUGUUUCGUCCAGAGCGAUGGCGAGGUUGAGCUUCUUCUCUGUCACAUUGGACUACAAAACCAAUAAACUACAUCACAGCGUUGACUGAGAGGCACAAUGGUUGAUGUCUUUGAGAUUAUAGAUCAAGAUACAGAUCGGUCUAAAUGUCUCAGUGUUUUCGCUAAGGAGGGCAAGGGCCAGAUUUUCACUCUGGACUUAAUUUGAGAAAAAGGUAUUUUAAGGUCCUCUAAUUAUGAUUCCUGACCUUAACUGAGGCUUAAACGUUCUGCGUUGCUUUGUAACCUCCAGGAUGAGUCGUUAAUGCCUCUGGCUGUAAAUUUCUCCUCUGAAGCUUCACUACAAUUCACUACAAUUCGAAAUCCUUAGAUGUUGGGACUUUAUAUUCUGCUUUUUGAAAUCUUUCAUAUUGUCAAAUGUCCUGUUUAGACGAUUCAUUGAUUCUAAAGGACCAACAAUAAUGAGAAAUGGGAUGUGGUAGACAUCUAAUUUGUGAUUUAAUAAGAAGGAGGUAGUUACCUUUUCCCAUAGCAUACAGUUAAUCCCAAAAUUAUCUGUAGACCUGGCAGACUUACAUUUAAAAUGAUUUCUUUUUUCAGCUAAAAAGUUUGUUUCAUAUAAAGUUAGCAUGAUAAAAACCAGCCUCUUGUUCUGCACUUCGUGCAGAAGGCAUGGACGCUGUUGAAGUUUUACAUUUUAUCCAGUUGCUAAAGUUUGGCAGUGAGGUAUGUAAUGCGCCCAUUCAACAAUUUGAAUUUGCCUGCGCUGUAAAGAACCAUCCUCCAUUGGAGAGAAGGGCUGUUAAUGUUAAUUAUAUAUUUAGAAGUGUGGUCAACACGGACUGCAUACCUUUGUUCUCUUCCUGCGUAUUUUUAGUAAUGACUAAGACUAGCUGAACAAGCUAGUUUUAGCAAUAGCAGCGGAGGAAACAAACAAAGUCACUAGUUAAUAGCUAGCUAUAAACUAGAAUUGUAGUCUAGCUAGCUCUUUAGCUCCUGCCACAAAUUCUCAGGUUGAAGUCCAGACUUUCUGCACCAAAACAAUAAUAUUACUUUCAGUCUGCAGAAAUUUGUGGUUAAUAUUAAAAGAUUUGUUUAAGCCUAAAUCUGCCAGGUUUAGGAAUUAUUUUGGGAUUGUACUUCUUUGUUGAUUUGGGGUCAAACUGAAACUGACAUUAUUUUCAGAUCCAUAGUUUCAUUAGAUCAUGUGUACAGUUUCGAUUCUUCUAUAUCCUGUAUAUAGAUAUAUAGUUAUGUAUCCAGUAUACAUAUAAUUUUUGCAUAUCCUGUAUGUAUGUAUAAGACCAGUUUUUUGUAUUCUAUAAUUUUUUUAUGUGCGAUUGUAUGUGUUAAGUUGAAUAUGCAAAUGCAGAGAACCAAAUAAAAACAAUUUUAAGCAA
Molecule: messenger RNA, 4019 nt
Organism: Gambusia affinis (western mosquitofish)
Lineage: Eukaryota; Metazoa; Chordata; Actinopteri; Cyprinodontiformes; Poeciliidae
Gene: frzb
Product: frizzled related protein
Exons: 8
Coding region: 154-1095 (313 amino acids)
Biological process (GO): non-canonical Wnt signaling pathway; canonical Wnt signaling pathway
Cellular component (GO): cytoplasm
Molecular function (GO): Wnt-protein binding
Source: RefSeq, a predicted model, not a curated record